AUGAAUCGAAAAGAUGUAAACGGAUUUCCGAACCAACAAUCUCUACGAACGCAAGAAUUUCAACGAUAUGAUGGUUGGUAUAAUAAUCUUGCAAAUCGCGAUUGGGGAAGCGCAGGCAGUCGCCUCCAUCGAGAUUCCCCGUCAAACUAUGAAGAUGGUGUGUAUAUGAUGAAUUUAUCACUGCCCUCAGCUCGAGUACUUUCUGAUCUCGUUUUCAAAGGAAAAGCUGGCUUACCAAAUGCACGAAAUCUUACCACAAUGUUCGCUUUCUUCAGUCAAGUUGUUGCCUAUGAAAUUAUGUCUUCGACUGCUACCAGCUGUCCACUAGAAGUGAUGAAAAUACCGGUUCCGCCUGGAGAUCCA
This is a messenger RNA of Cylicostephanus goldi, 363 nucleotides long. Lineage: Eukaryota; Metazoa; Nematoda; Chromadorea; Rhabditida; Strongylidae. The record is from the annotation of a GenBank genome assembly.